Messenger RNA from Rhopilema esculentum, 2184 nucleotides. Lineage: Eukaryota; Metazoa; Cnidaria; Scyphozoa; Rhizostomeae; Rhizostomatidae. The record is from RefSeq and is a predicted model, not a curated record.
ACUACACCAGCCUCGCUUCCAAAUAGUUGUUGAUGAAUGAAUAUGGCGGAAGCUUUUCACGGCCUAGUUGAUGGUAAAGAAUACAAAUUGAAUAUCGGCUCCAGUUUUAAAAAGAGACAAAGUGAUGGUAUUUACCACGCAGUAAGAUAUGAUUUUAAACCAGCAUCAGUGGACUCAUCUAAAGCAUCAGAAUUAAUUGUUGGAUCAAAUAAUGAUGUUACUGUCAAAGUUCCUCAUAUACAGGAAUCAGGGAGCACUGUAUUCAAAGGAUCAAAAAGACCAUGUGCUAAAGACUGCGUAUUGAUUAUUGAUAAAGAUACUGGGGAGGUAACUUUAGAGAAACUUGCAUCAAACAUCCAAUUGAAGAAAAUAAGAUCAGCCAAUCACUCGAUAGCAAAAACAAUAAGCCAACCUGGGCAGCCAGUAGCAAAAGUUUCAACGAAACCGAGUGUACACAAGCAAAGAGUUGCUAGCAAAGGGGAUAAUGUGCCAGGAAAAGCAGAAACUGAACCUAACAAGGUUGAGAAUAAGCCAAAAGAAAGGAUAGCAGAAAAGCCACCUCCUACUUCUAUAAAGAAUGUGGAAGCCAUUGGUAAUGAUCUGAAGCCACCACAUAACAACGGAUCUGGAAGCCCGUCGUCGGCUGGGUCAGAUUCAGACUCGUCGUCUUCAGGGACUGAUUCGGAUUCAGACCAAGAUGAUCUAGAAACAAGGGAACAAGCCAAAGCUUUAGACAAGGCUUUAAUGCAAGAGAACAUUCAAGAAGCGGGGAAUCGAAAUUGGAUAGAUGACGAUCUCAAGCUCACAGACUCUGACAGUGACUAAUUUUAUGUUUGGUUGGUUUGGUUUUUAUAUGCAAUUCAGUUAUACUAAUUUUUAAUUUAUUGAGCAUUUUUCUCGUAAGCUAUAGUGGAAGACGAUGUCUAGAUUGAAUCGUGAAAAACUUUUAAGGUAAACUCCUUAUAGUUAAGUCUUACAGAAAUAGGCAUACAAGUGAUUUCUACCAGCCGUAUCAGCUUGAUCAUUGAAAUGUUAGAUAAGCUGAUCCCUUAGAAUUUUCAUUGCUACUGUAUGGGAUUGUAUUGUGGGAUUGAUUAGUCACUUGCUGACAAAAUGAGGCUACCUAUUAAGCAUUAAAACGAGGUGAAAAAAACGAGCGAAGGAUGUAGCAGAAACCACUUUGAUAAAGUGGUUUGUAUCAUCUUCUUCCCCAGAUUGUUGCGCAGUCCCUGUUUGUUAUUGUUAUUAUUUUAGGUUAAAGAGAAAAAUUGUAGUUAUAGAUGAAAUGUAGCAAAUUUCUUAUGGAUAUUAUAGAUGUAAUGCAGCAAUCAGUAGCAAAUUCAUUUGCAUUCAGGUUUCCGUAACGGCAUACAGAUACAAGCCACCGAAGGUCAUGGCUGUAGUGGAUGCUAAGCGUUCAAGGGGGGUUGUAUGGAUUUUACCUGAUUUUUCUUGCUCCAUUGAGGAAAAAAUUCCCGAAUGGAGCCUGGAAUGCUGUGAAUUAUGUCUGAUCAGAGAGGCUGCAGCCCCCCCCCCCUCCCUAGCCCCUAUGUCUCCUAUACCUAUGCCGAAAGUUGAAUGUACUGGUCGUAUUGUGUUUUCCGAACUGUUGCCCGAGAAGCGGCGACAUUUUUGCCCGUUUUUUAAUGAAACAACUUUAAAGUGGCUGCACCCCUAGUCUCCUUUCUCAUACGCUAGACUUGGUUAACUUCCAUAUGCCUUGCACGAACCAUUGUGGAAUGGAAAUUUUUUUUGCUUUGCGAAAUUGUUGCUACAACCAUAUAACAUGUAUGGCAGGCAGUUAUCGUUUGAUUCUAUAUUGUUUUCUGUGAUUUCGUUUUUCUCAAGAAAAUAGAGCAAGAAUCUAACAGAAUAUUUGAAAUGAUUUUCCAGUUACCAGAUAUGGAAGGCUGCUUAGAGACUCCAGUUUCCUACCAAAGGGGCUAGGGUUUUAGAAGCAGCAACACUCACUUUAGUAAGACUCUUUUACCGUGGCAAUUAGUUUUAUGUGGAUAUCGAGAAUGAUGUCAGUAUUCGUGGUUCAUAAUUAGAAAGAGAUGCACGAUACUAUUUAUGACUAUGAUAGUGAAAUGUAUUACUGUAUUAUAAAAUUAAGUUUAUGAAAUUAAUCCUAAUUGUGUUAGAAAUGUAAAUGUUUCAUAGCCAUAAGUUAUUUAGCUUGAA